Strongylocentrotus purpuratus (purple sea urchin) is the source of this 1053-nucleotide messenger RNA. RefSeq lists its product as uncharacterized. The record is from RefSeq and is a predicted model, not a curated record. Lineage: Eukaryota; Metazoa; Echinodermata; Echinoidea; Camarodonta; Strongylocentrotidae. The transcript is spliced from 4 exons. The coding region runs from base 187 to 690 and encodes 167 amino acids.
CCUCUUUGCUUUGAUAUAGGACGCUACAGCCGCCCCUUUAUGAAUGUUGACGUCGUUUCCCUUCCUGUUCAACCAUUAGAUGUUAGUUUAUGUUUUGAUCAGUGGUUUGUGCCUUAUGAAGGAAAAAUUCGACAUAUUAGGUUCGUGCCUGGACGUGGAUAAGACUAUGCGUGAUUCAAAGUAAAGAUGUCUCGUGCAGCUCAUAUGGCAACAAAAGGACCUAUACCCAAUAUAAACUACCCCGCAUUGAUCAGAGACGAGAUCACACGAUGGGAGAGACAACAAGCGUUGCGAGUUAUCCGCAUAAAGGAUCAUUGCUGUAAACGAGAUGUCCGUGGACUGGGAGAAGGAUUUUGCCAGAAGUGUCGUCGCAAAUGGAUAAGUGCUUACACUCAUGUCACCAUCAACUUCAAAUCUCCGGAAUCUUUGAUACGAUAUCGUCAGAAAUGUUCGAAGUGUGACGUGUUAUGCAAGAUGCAGAUGCCGGAAGAUGAAUUUAGAAGAAUCACCCAAUACGCAAUUGAAAGCAUGAAAAGAUGUCAUCUAGGAAUAAAGACGAAGCAGAAAAAAGAUGACAAAGCUAAGACGACACCACCACACAAGUGUCAUCUCUGCGAGAAGUGUCGUUUUGGUGAGGGUCCUUGCUGCAUGCCGAAAGCAGUGGUGUGCAAAGUUCCGAAGUUGAAAUGAAGUGGAAGACAGUGACGACAUUGGUUAAAAUUGCUUUGUUGGGAAUGGAUAAGUUCAUGUACACAUCGAUAUUAAAUAGAUAUAUAUUGCAUGUUAGGUAUGAUCAAGUUACCUCGUCAUAUUUACAGUAAAGUAUCACUGACUCUUUUCUUCAAUUCUUUUAAAUUUGAUUGAUAAAAACAAAAUUUAAACUUAUACCAAAAUCUACAACUUGAAGAAAUUUCGAAGUUUGACAUUGAAUUGUUCGACAUUUAUUUUGAAAUUACAAUUAUGAUUCGUCCAAGCUGAAAACGAGUGUGGGUUCUUCCGAGUAGGGACAACAUUUGGCCAUAGGGGAUGCAGGUGCAAAGUGUGUUUAAUAAA